This is a messenger RNA of Synchiropus splendidus (mandarinfish), 1931 nucleotides long. RefSeq lists its product as uncharacterized. The transcript is spliced from 4 exons. The coding region runs from base 172 to 1023 and encodes 283 amino acids. The record is from RefSeq and is a predicted model, not a curated record. Lineage: Eukaryota; Metazoa; Chordata; Actinopteri; Syngnathiformes; Callionymidae. Gene Ontology annotation, molecular function: serine hydrolase activity.
GUGGAUUACUACCUUGAAGGAGCGAUGGAGUAGGCGGUCGUGUUCAUCUUAUUUGUCCUAAGUUGAACUCGCGUCGUUCAUCAGAUGACUUGCGCGUUAUUUGAGAUCGAGUCAACUGCUUUUCGCCAUUCCAGCGCACGGACACGAUCACAGUCACAGUAGACGUGCAUCAUGGUGGCCAGGGCAGCUCUGAGCAGAGGCUUUGCCUGCCAUCGUCUCAGUCAACACAUCACCCUGUAUGUCAAUGAGCUGGCACCACAAGUGUCACCAGGUCGUCCAAUACAGGAAGCCACUCUGGGUCACAAACCACUGACACUCAUGCUGCCAUGGAAGGGGGCACGUCCUCAGGCUGUGGCCAAGUACUGUGAAAUCUACCUCCGCACGGGAUUCGAUGUGCUGGUCGUGGAGAGUGAGGUGAAAGACUUCCUAUGGCCUCAGUGGGGUCUGGCUCGAGGGAAGAGCAUCCUAGAUUUGCUUCACUCCGACCUCUUCGUUUCCAGACCGCUGUUCGUCCAUGCCUUCUCCAUUGGCGGUUACACUUUUGGACAGAUGCUGGUGCAUGUGUUGCAGGACACGCAGAAAUACGAGCAACUCACCAGGAGGAUCAAAGGUCAAGUGUUUGAUAGCAUAGUGAUCGGCUCCCUGGAAAAGAUGGCCACAGGACUUGGAAAGACCGUCUUCCCCCGUUUGGAGUCCUUAAUCAAACACACAAGCCUCCUUUAUUUCAGUUUAUUCGAGCAGCAGACGGUAGCCUACUUUAACAGGAGCAUCGAGGCUUGUAGAAACACUCCAGUCAAGGCUCCAGCUCUGUUCUUCUACUGCGACAAUGACGCGAUGAGCGACUCGGAAGCAGUGGAGGAAUUGAUGGCCUUGUGGCGGAAGCAUGGGAUCACGGUAGCCGGCAAGAGGUGGGAGAAGUCCCAACACGCGGGCCACCUAAAGACUCACCCGCAGGAGUACCUGACCACCCUGGACAUCUUUCUCCAUUCACUGAAUAUGAGUCCGCUGAAGGCAAAGAUGUAGUGCUGAGACGCGGACUGCUCCGUUACAACCUUGAAGACACUUGAAACUGCCGUAAAUACGUACACUACAGAAGUCAUAUUUAUGUUUGUGUUUUUUUGUAUCCCAAUAUUCUGUGUCAUUAUCUCACCAUGUCCCCAUCAUUCAAGGUAUUACAUACUCAUACUCCGAGAAACACAACUGCGUGUCUCCUGGAAAGUCUCUCCAGGAGAAAGUUCUCCUGAAAAUCUCUGUCCUGUGGGCAAGUAACUCAGAAUGUUAAAAGAGAUUUCCCUGGGCGUUUCCGAACAAGUUCAGAAUGGCUUUAGAAACACGUGAUUCCAUUUUACCUUCUGGAUCCACGUGUCUUGCGGAUGACACAUUGAGCCGUUGUGUUGUGAUGCAUCAGAUCCAUUUGCAUAAUUGAAACCUUUUAGUGUUUCAGCAUCACCAAAGACAGUUGCUUGAGACCUGCCAACUUCAAUGCAGCAGUGUUACCUGCCCGCUGCAACUGGCCCUCUGUUUGGAGAAACAGACAAUCGAGAAUGAGCCUUAAAUGUUGGACAGUGAUACUGAGGAUUACAUGAUGGUUGUUCAUGAUCUGCUUGGUCGAAGCAGUAUUACGUUCCAUAAAAUAAAAUGGUAUUGUUAUUUAAAGCAAAAUGAAUGUUGGUUCAUCGUCAUGUUUGUGUAUAAAGUCAGUAAUGAAGGUAUUAAAAACAAGUAGCCACUUAACAAUGAGACUUCAGUCUGUGCUGUCCUCCAAAUUCGUCAGAUGUUUAUAAAGUAAAAUGUCAAUGACAAUGUUUUUUUCUGCAUAAAAACUUCUCUUUAACCUUUGCUGGGAUUUCAUUUCUGUUAUGGUGUUUGUGCCUUAAAAAGCUGUCUUGUGCCAUCACAACAUGAGUGUCUCUGUUUUGUUGUGCACGUGU